AUGGCUGUUGACUUUGAGGUCUGGGUUUAUGACCUCCAGCUGUUCCUCCAGUGCGAUAGGACAGACGGCCUCUCUCUUUUGAACCUCACCUCUGGUGCCUCCCCUGCCCCGCCUGCUACUGCUGACAGCACUGUUCGCUCACAGUGGGCGACACGCGAUGCUGCUGCCCGUCUUGUUGUGCGUCGCCACUUACCGACCACUAAGCGUGCACACUUUAGCCAGUACAAGAGUGCUCAGACCUUGUACGACGCUGUAGUUGCACGCUACUCUUCCCCUGCCACUGCUGCACUGAGCCGCCUCAUGCUACCGUACCUCUUCCCUGACCUUGCUGCCUUUCCCAUAGUCGCUGACCUCAUUACGCACCUCCGCACUAGUGACACUCGCUACCGCGCUGCGCUCCCUGCUGAGUUCUGCGCCAAGAACCCCCCCCCCAUGUACAUCACUCUCUACUACAUAGUCACCCGGCUCCCUGACUCUCUUCGCUUAGUCAGGGACCACUUCCUCUCAGUUUGCCCAACCACUCUCACCGUUGACCUCCUCGAGGAGCGCCUCCUAGCAGCAGAGAAGAGCAUAGUAGCUGUAGGAGCCUCUCAUGGCGCCGCACCGGCAAGGGCAAGGGAGGCAAGGGAGCUGGAGGGGCUAGCGGGGGCGGUGAAGGUGGUGGUGGAGGCAGUGGAGGGGGUGGGGGUGGUGGUGGGAGUGGUGGCGGGGGUGGCGCCGGCAGUGGCAGCAGUGGAGGCGGAGGAGGCGGCGGUGGUGGCGGAGGGAGCGGAAGUGGCGGAGGUGGCGGAGGCGGCGGAGGUGGCGGCGGCGCCGGAGGUGGCGGCGGCGCCGGAGGCGCCGGCGGCGGCGGUGCAGCUGCUCGCGACUCUACGUAGAGGAGUGGGUCUGGUGGUGGUCCGCGCCAGCAGCAGCAGCGCAGUCGUGAGACCCUGUCCCCUCAGCAGCUUCGUGAGUGGUACGCUGCUCGUCAGCGUGGUGGGGGUACUGGUCCCUGCACUUACGUUCUCCGCACCGGCGACCGUGCUGGUGAGCAGUGCGGGGGCCUGCACUCCACCCAGCGCUGCUUCGGCCGCCUGA
Molecule: messenger RNA, 1080 nt
Organism: Closterium sp. NIES-65
Lineage: Eukaryota; Viridiplantae; Streptophyta; Zygnematophyceae; Desmidiales; Closteriaceae
Source: the annotation of a GenBank genome assembly